AUGGAUAAGAAAGAAAACGCACCUACAUUAUCCGCUAACGUAAAUGAAUUAGAAAAGAAUAAUGACUUUAUUGCCUUCUCUUCUGAUAGCGAUUCCGAAAAUGAAGAACAGACUGAUAAAGUGACACAAGACUCGGCGCCUAUAUUAAAUACCGAUUAUCCUUGGAUAAUAGACCAUGACCAUUCAAAGGAAAGAGAGAUUGCUGAUUGGUUAACAAUGGAAAUAAAAGAUUUUGUUGCAUAUAUUUCUCCAAAUAGAAAGGAAAUUGAGUCGAGGAAUACUGCAAUAGACAAAUUACGCUCAGUGGUUAAAGAACUAUGGGAUGAUGCUGAUUUACAAGUGUUUGGUUCCUAUGCAACAGAUUUAUAUUUGCCGGGUUCGGACCUUGAUUGUGUUGUUAAUACUAAAUCUGGCAACAAGGGUGACAAGAAACAUUUAUAUUCCUUGGCAACUUUUCUUAAAGAAAAGAUUGCUGCUAAAGACGUCGAAGUAGUUGCGCAUACAAGAGUUCCUAUUAUUAAAUUUAUUGAGCCUAAUUCCAAUAUUCAUAUCGAUAUAUCUUUUGAAAGAACGAAUGGUUUAGAAGCUGCUAAAUUGAUUAGAAGCUGGCUUGAAACUACACCAGGUCUAAGAGAGUUGGUCUUGAUCAUUAAGCAAUUCUUACAUGCUAGAAGGUUGAAUAACGUACGUACUGGUGGCUUAGGUGGGUUUAGUAUUAUUUGUCUCGUGUAUUCAUUUUUACAUCUACAUCCACGUAUACUCACAGGAGAAAUUGAUGCUACUGAUAAUCUAGGUGUGCUACUGAUAGAAUUUUUCGAACUAUAUGGUAAAAAUUAUGGUUAUGAUCAUAUUGCAAUUGCUGUUAAUGACAAGCAUCCGUCUUAUAUUUCAAAACAAUUAUGGAAAGAUCUUCAACCCGCAAGAACUACUUUUGCCUUGGCUAUUCAGGACCCGGGCGAUCCAACAAAUAAUAUCAGUAGAGGUUCGUUUAAUAUUGGUGCUAUUAAAAGAGCAUUUGCUGGUGGGUUUGACUUAUUAACGAAUCGUUGUUUUGAAAUGCAUUCCAUUCCUUUUAAAGCAAGAAGAGGUAAAAGUAUUCUAGGUAAUGUAAUUCAAUAUCGUGGGAUCGCACGAGAUUUCCAUGAUGAGCGUUCAUUGGUAACCAAUAAAGCAAUUGCGGAGAGUGAAAAUUACUAUAGAAAACGUGUUGGAAUUGUAUAUGAUAACGAAGAAGACAAUAAUGAUAAAGAUAGUAAUGUUAAUUCCACUACAACAAAUUCAACAGAUAAUGAUACAUCUUCGGAACCUCUACUUAAAAAAGCGAAAGUUGCAAAAGAUUAUGACAGUGAGUCAAGUGAUAACGAUUAUAAUCCUUUAGAUAAUUGA
Molecule: messenger RNA, 1386 nt
Organism: Henningerozyma blattae CBS 6284
Lineage: Eukaryota; Fungi; Ascomycota; Saccharomycetes; Saccharomycetales; Saccharomycetaceae
Gene: PAP2
Product: non-canonical poly(A) polymerase PAP2
Exons: 1
Coding region: 1-1386 (461 amino acids)
Biological process (GO): RNA 3'-end processing
Cellular component (GO): nucleolus; TRAMP complex
Molecular function (GO): poly(A) RNA polymerase activity; mRNA binding
Source: RefSeq, a predicted model, not a curated record